CCUUUACCUCCAAAAAGACCAUUAUCAAGUUUUUUCUUGUUUAAGUAAGAAAACCAUGAAAAAGUUAAAAAAUAGCAUCCCAAUGCUAGAAUUACCUAAUUAAUAAGUAUGAUGGCUGAAUAAUGGAAAAAAGCAAGUAUAUAAGAGAAAUAAAAAUAUGAAGGUUAAUAUGCUGAAGCUAAAGCUAAAUAUGAAUAAGAAUUGAUAGAAUAUUAGAAUAAAUAUGGAAAAAUUAAAUCUUAGAAAAGUAAAAGAAAUAAAUGA
Molecule: messenger RNA, 264 nt
Organism: Ichthyophthirius multifiliis
Lineage: Eukaryota; Ciliophora; Oligohymenophorea; Hymenostomatida
Product: nonhistone chromosomal protein lg, putative
Exons: 1
Source: RefSeq, a predicted model, not a curated record